AUGGAAACGCUGGAGUCUGAGUUGACCUGCCCAAUCUGUCUGGAGCUCUUCGAGGACCCGCUGCUCUUGCCCUGCGCUCACAGCCUUUGCUUCAACUGCGCCCACCGCAUCCUGGUGUCCCACUGCACCCCCAGUGAGCCAAUUCAGUCAAUCAACGCCUUCCAGUGCCCCACGUGUCGCUAUGUCAUCACCCUCAACCAGAGGGGCCUAGAGGGACUCAAGCGCAACGUCACGUUACAGAACAUCAUCGACCGCUACCAGAAAGCUUCUCUAAGUGGACCUAACUCUCCGAACGAGACCCGGCGCGAGCGAGUCGUCCCCACCAGCAAAGCCAUGACCUCUCCCAGUGCCCGGGUGCAGUGUCAGUUCUGCGAGCAGGACCCACCACAGGACGCCGUGAAGACUUGCGUCACCUGUGAGGUGUCGUACUGCGACGAGUGUCUCAAGGCCACCCACCCCAACAAGAAGCCCUUCACAGGCCACCGUCUAAUUGAGCCCUUGAUGGAUUCCCAUCUGAAGGGGCUUAUGUGUCUGGAGCACGAGGACGAGAAGGUCAACAUGUACUGUGUGACAGACGAGCAGUUGAUCUGUGCAUUGUGUAAGCUGGUUGGCCGACACCGAGACCACCAAGUGGCAGCCCUGGGCGACCGAUACGACAAACUCAAGCAAGCCCUGGAUUCCAACCUCAACAAUCUAAUCAAGAGGACCAGUGAGUUGGAAAGUCUGAUGGGCAAACUUAUCCAAACCUGCCAACACGUGGAGGUAAAUGCAUCGCGACAAGAGAACAAGCUGCUUGAGGAGUGCGAGCUGCUGAUUAAUAUCAUACAGCAGCGGAGACAAAUCAUCGCCACCAAGAUAAAGGAGGGGAAGUCUGUGCGAAUGAGGAAGCUGGCCCAGCAGAUAGCCAGCUGCAAACAGUGCAUCGAGAGGUCUUCCUCCCUCAUCACUCAAGCCGAUGGGACCCUGAAGGAGACGGACCACACUCGCUUCCUGCAGACGGCUAAAAGUACCUGCGAGAGAGUAUCGAUGGCAACGGCAUCGUCUCAAAUCCUAUUACCAGAAAUCAACCUGAAUGACACGUUUGAUAGUUUUGCUUUGGACUUCACGAGGGAGAAGAAAGUGCUGGAAAGCUUGGAUUACCUCACAGCUCCAGACCCGCCAGCAAUCCGCGAGGAGCUGUGCACAGCUUCGUACGACACCAUCACGGUUCACUGGACAUCAGACGAUGAGUUUGUUGUCGUGUCGUAUGAACUUCAGUACGCCAUCUUCACCAGCCAAUCGAAUGUCGUCAGUAAGUCUCUAAGCGGCGCUCUGGUGGGAGGUGCUGCAGGUUUGUGCAACUCUGCUGAUAGCUGGAUGAUUGUACCCAACAUCAAGCAGAAUCACUACACUGUGCACGGACUCCAGUGUGGCACCAAGUACAUCUUCAUAGUGAAGGCCAUAAACCAGGCCGGAAGCCGCAGCAGUGAACCAGGGAAGCUCAAGACAAACAGUCAGCCGUUUAAGUUGGACGCAAAGUCCGCUCACCGGAAGCUGAGGGUUUCCCACGACAACCUGACAGUGGAGAGGGACGAGACGUUGUCCAAGAAGAGCCACAGUCAGGACCGCUUCUCCAGCCACAGCAGCUACGGAGUCACAGGAAACGUCUACAUCGACAGCGGCCGCCAUUACUGGGAGGCUCUGAUAGGAGGAAGCACAUGGUUCGCAGUGGGCAUUGCUUACAAGUCGGCACCAAAGCAGGAGUGGAUCGGCAAGAACUCGGCGUCCUGGGUGCUGUCCCGCUGCAACAACUCGUGGGUGGUGCGUCACAACUGCAAGGAGAUGCCGAUCGAGCCUUCGCCCCACCUGCGGCGUCUAGGAAUCCUGUUGGACUACGACUCUGGAUCCCUGUCUUUCCAUGACGCCAUCAGCUCCCAGCACUUGUAUGCGUUUGACAUCGCCUUCGCUCAGCCAGUUUGCCCCGUGUUCAAUGUGUGGAACAAGUGUUUGACAAUCCUCACGGGUCUGCCCAUCCCAGAUCACCUAGAGGGGGCGGAUUUCAACAACUGACGAAAAAAACCUGUCCUGCUGCUGGAUUUUCUUUGUGUGCCCCCCAACAAAAGAAGCACCAGACUACCUGCACCUCUUUGACUGUGAUGACCACAUUCCUCAUGUUGGCAAAACUAAGAAAAAUUGGCGAACAUGAUGCAUUUACUGCCCCUGAUGUACAUUCCAAAUCAAGCCUAUGUUGAAAUUAAUUGGACUUAUUUAAGAAAUGUUUUACAGGCAUCUGUAAUUGUGUUUCUUUGCUUUGCACAUUCAUGUACGUUACUCAGCUGGAUGGUUUCAAGGGUUUGCUUACAGUUUUUACUUUGAAGAGAUUUUUUCUUU
Limanda limanda (common dab) is the source of this 2370-nucleotide messenger RNA. It is a transcript of the gene mid1, whose product is annotated as midline 1. The transcript is spliced from 9 exons. Gene Ontology annotation, molecular function: protein binding; zinc ion binding. Lineage: Eukaryota; Metazoa; Chordata; Actinopteri; Pleuronectiformes; Pleuronectidae. Bases 1 to 2049 code for a protein of 682 amino acids. The record is from RefSeq and is a predicted model, not a curated record.